This is a messenger RNA of Echinococcus granulosus, 558 nucleotides long. RefSeq lists its product as hypothetical. The record is from RefSeq and is a predicted model, not a curated record. Lineage: Eukaryota; Metazoa; Platyhelminthes; Cestoda; Cyclophyllidea; Taeniidae. Bases 1 to 558 code for a protein of 185 amino acids. The transcript has 4 exons.
AUGGACCUACUUUCUGCCGCCCUUUCUUUCCUCGUUCUUCUCUCCGCUUCCUCACUCUGUCUAGCGUGUGUGGCUUUUCGGUCGUCCGAUAUUGGCCUGCCACCACCGCGGCUACAUCACGGCUGCCGGCGUUGGUUUAAAAUCGUUGAGUCCAUGCCCACGAUAGAAAUCUCCUCUGUGAUGCCACCCUCUGCCAGUCAGAAUGCACGCCAACUCGGUCGGGCAUUGUUGAUAAGUGGUAGUGGUGGUGAUGAUUUGUGUGGUGUGCAGUUUGUCCGAUUUGCCUGGGCGGCUCUUUCUUUCGGUACCUUUUUCUUUCACUUGCCCCCAACUGCUACUCAACGCCAGAUGAGUCAGUCGGUAACAGGAGUGCACGAGCCUCCAAAUGUUGCUGGAACCCAGUUAGUGGUGGCGAUGGCGGUGGGAAUCAAGUUACACCAGACUCGUGCGCAAACUCGCCUCCUUCAAGUCCUGUUAACACGUGGCGUCGCUGCCGCUAAAACAGGCUCUACGGUUCUUGGGCUAGGCGGGCUCUGCUUUUCUCUUCUCGAUACCUAA